GACUAGGUAGCUCACGCGAACCCUCAGCCGCAGUGUCCCCCUCAAAAGACUACUACUCCUUGGCACCAAGAUGCCUGCUCUCCCUAGGAGUCGCUUCCCUGCACCCCGGUCGGUCGUGCUCUAUUAAGAACCCCCCGACAUCCGCAUAGUUUCCGAGAUGCCUCUGUCAUCUUCCAUCCUUCUCCCCGACGCAUGGCGGCCCCGUAUGCGAUCACCCCGACGGACCGGAGCGGUGUGAUUGUGAUCACCGCGACGCUGUUCAUGUCCUGGAUGCUCUUGGUGUCUUUGUUUCGGGUUUAUAUGCGGGUCGCCAUGAACGGACCCCCCGGGUGGGACGACGCGGUGGCUUGGAUCGGAGGGGCGAUUGGCAUUGGAAACGUGUGUGCCAUCAUGAAGAGCGUGUCGCAUGGCCUGGGACGGGCCGAUCCUAGCGACGGGGAGGACGCCAUCAAGGCGUUGUAUACCGCCGAGAUUCUCUUCCUCGCCAGCCACUGUGCGGCCAAGAUGUCCGUCUGCCUGCUGCUGCGACGACUCGGGCGCGAACGGGUCUAUCUCCGGCUGUGCAUCAUCAGCCUGACCAUUCUUGCCAGCUGGGCCGUUGCAUCCAUCCUGGCCGUGGCGCUACAAUGUGAGCCUGCCCACUCAUGGGAGCUCACCGGGUGCCGUUCCUUUGUUGUCGGCUGGCGCGCCAUCACGGCCUUUGAUGUGGUUACGGAAGCCCUGCUGGUGGGCCUGAGUAUCCGACUGGUGUGGGGGGUGCAGAUGCGCCGCGCCCAAAAGGCCACCGUCAUCGGGGCCUUUGGGACUCGCCUGCUGAUUAUCGUGCUGGUCCUUUGGCGUCAAUGCUAUCUCAACCAAGUCGGCUUCGAGCACUUCCUGCUGGGCAUAUCGGACGUGGUGGUGGCGACCGAGGUGCUCCUCCAUUGCAGCCUGAUGGCCGCAACGGUGCCCUGUCUCAAACCUUUCGUGAUUGCCUUCAACACGGGCUGGGGCCAGGGUGGGCAGAAGGAGGGCUCGUACCUGCGGUCGGCCACCAGCGGAGGUACCCCAUCACAGCCCCGGUCGCAUCUGCGCAGCGCCGACGACGAGAUCACUAUGUUGCCUCCGGAGGGAACGAGGGGGAGGGCAAAUCCAGGGGAGGGGGCCAAUGGGUUGGUCAUCCACGAGACGCGCGAGUGGAGUCUGCAAACCGAGUACAUUGAGAUGCGGCCACUAAAAGGCAGUGGAGAAGGAUAGGCAGUAGUAGGAAAAAUCAU
Molecule: messenger RNA, 1256 nt
Organism: Aspergillus sclerotioniger CBS 115572
Lineage: Eukaryota; Fungi; Ascomycota; Eurotiomycetes; Eurotiales; Aspergillaceae
Exons: 5
Coding region: 193-1236 (347 amino acids)
Source: RefSeq, a predicted model, not a curated record